AUGGAAAUAACUAAAGUGGCUAUAACUUUUUGUAUUUUUGUUUCUCUUGGAGUAAUAUUCAUUUCACUUAUAACAACAACUAUUCUUUUUAAUAAAAUAUCAAAUUUCUAUGAUGAUGCAUUAGAAGACUUAACUGAAUUUCAAGAUAUUACUGAAGGUACAUGGAAAGAUAUUAUAAAUAUAAAUGAAGAUAAACAAAAUAAUAAUGAAAUUUAUAGAAAUAUAUUUUUUGUAACAUCUCGUAAAAAAAAAGAUACAGAAAAUGAAUGGCCACCUGAAUGUGCUUGUGGUAGAAGUCCAAAUAAUUGUCCUCCAGGUGAACCAGGAGAACCAGGAAUUGAUGGUACACCUGGUGACGAUGGUGAACCAGGUCCUGAUGGUAUUCCUGGAGUUAAUGCAGAUAAAAGUCAAUUUAUAGGAAGAAAACAAUCAGAAUGUAUCAGAUGUCCUGUUGGAGAACCAGGACCUCCUGGACGAAAAGGAAUGCCUGGUUUACCGGGUCCAAAAGGUCCCCCAGGUAUAUCAACAAAUUCACAAAGUAGUGGGAGACCUGGACCUCCAGGUCUUCCUGGAGAAUCUGGUGCACCUGGAAAACCAGGAGAAAGUGGUGAACCAGGACCACCUGGUAGACCAGGAUAUGCUAGACAUUCAUCUGUACCAGGUCCUCCUGGACCACCUGGACCACAAGGUGAUGAUGGUGAACCAGGAAUUCCUGGUAUGACAAUUGAUGGCGAUGGUGGUUUUAGGGGACCACCAGGAGAUCCAGGUUUUCCAGGUCUUCCUGGUGAUGAUGGUAUACCUGGUAAUCCAGGAGAGCCAGGAACACCUGGUAAUGAUGGUGAAUAUUGUAAAUGUCCUCCACGUGGAUCAUACCCGAAAACUACAGAAAAUUCGGAACCCGCAAUAAAUGCUGCAAUUGAAGAAGCUCCUUCAAGUAUUUCUAAUGAAUACAAUACUGGAAGAAAAAAAAAAUUUGAUAAGAUAUUAUAA
Molecule: messenger RNA, 990 nt
Organism: Strongyloides ratti
Lineage: Eukaryota; Metazoa; Nematoda; Chromadorea; Rhabditida; Strongyloididae
Product: Nematode cuticle collagen, N-terminal domain and Collagen triple helix repeat-containing protein
Exons: 3
Coding region: 1-990 (329 amino acids)
Molecular function (GO): structural constituent of cuticle
Source: RefSeq, a predicted model, not a curated record